Molecule: messenger RNA, 1161 nt
Organism: Amaranthus tricolor (Joseph's coat)
Lineage: Eukaryota; Viridiplantae; Streptophyta; Magnoliopsida; Caryophyllales; Amaranthaceae
Product: probable indole-3-pyruvate monooxygenase YUCCA10
Exons: 4
Coding region: 1-1161 (386 amino acids)
Molecular function (GO): monooxygenase activity; flavin adenine dinucleotide binding; NADP binding
Source: RefSeq, a predicted model, not a curated record
AUGGAGGAAACAGUAGUCCUAAUAGUAGGGGCUGGUCCUUCAGGGCUAGGGAUUGCUGCUUGCUUAACCAAAAAAUCAAUCCCAUACAUUCUUCUAGAAAAAGAAGAUUGUUGUGCUUCACUUUGGAAAAAAAGAGCUUAUGAUAGAUGUAAUCUUCAUUUAGCCAAAGAAUUUUGUUCUUUGCCCUUUAAACCCCAUGCAAAUCAUGUUAAAAGGUUUAUGAAUAAAUGUGAUUUUAUUAAUUACAUUGAUGAUUAUGUUAAUUAUUUUAAUAUUAAUUCGUAUUAUUUUCAUCGUGUUGAAUCUGCUAUAUUUGACGAAAAUAAAGAAAAAUGGUUAGUCGAAUCGAAAGAUCUUCGAUUUAAUGUCACAAAAAGUUUCGCUAGUAAAUUUUUAAUUGUCGCUACCGGUGAAAAUAGUAAGAGUUACACCCCGAGUGUUCCUGGACUUGAGGAAUUUGGAAAUGCUGUUAUUCAUUCUAGUGAGUACAAGUCCGGUGAUGAAUUUAAAGAUAAAAAUGUUUUGGUUGUUGGGUGUGGAAAUUCAGGCAUGGAGAUUUGUUAUGAUUUAUGUAAUUCUGGUGCAAAUACUUCUAUUGUUAUAAGAAGUCCGGUUCAUGUGUUUACAAAAGAGGUUAUAUUUAUUGCAAUGACAUUAUUGAAAUAUUUGAGCAUUCAAAUGGUUGAUAAAUUAGCCAUUUUUGCUGGUCAAAUUUUAUAUGGAGAUUUAUCAAAGUAUGGCAUUUAUCGCCCAAAAAAAGGUCCUUUUUUUCUUAAGGCUACUACAGGAAGGAGUCCAGUUAUUGAUGUGGGAACUAUAGCCAAAAUCAAAUCAGGAAAAAUUAAGGUUGUGCCUUCAAUUAUGAGCAUUAGCAAGGAUAAAGUCACGUUCGAAAAUGGCUUUGAAUCGCAAUUUGAUGCAAUUAUAUUUGCGACUGGGUAUAAAAGUGCAGCAUGCGACUGGCUUAAGGAUUAUGAUUUUGUCCUAAAUGAUAAUGGAUUUCCAAAGAACAGUUACCCAAACCAUUGGAAGGGCAAAAAUGGACUCUAUUGUGCAGGACUAGCAAGAAUGGGACUUCAAGGAGCAUCUAAGGAUGCCAUAGCUAUUGCUAAUGAUAUCGAGCUUGCUCUACAAAAUAUGGUCGCUUUAGAGGAACUUUAA